Messenger RNA from Protobothrops mucrosquamatus (brown spotted pit viper), 4568 nucleotides. RefSeq names its product dedicator of cytokinesis protein 1. Gene Ontology annotation, biological process: cell migration; small GTPase-mediated signal transduction. Bases 1 to 4260 code for a protein of 1419 amino acids. Lineage: Eukaryota; Metazoa; Chordata; Lepidosauria; Squamata; Viperidae. The transcript has 31 exons. The record is from RefSeq and is a predicted model, not a curated record. Gene Ontology annotation, cellular component: cytoplasm; plasma membrane. Gene Ontology annotation, molecular function: guanyl-nucleotide exchange factor activity; small GTPase binding.
AUGGAGGAAGCUAUCCCUUCCUCAUUGAGUGCCCAGCCAUCCUCAUCGGGUUCUCUCGGUCCGGAAGGCACUGGUAAAGCGACCCAUAAGGGCCGAUCUACCUCCAAAACUACUAAACAAGCAGAUAAACAGGCUACCAGGAGACACCAAGCCUUGGAAAAAGAGUUUUCCAGAGCGCAAAAGAGAGCCAGGAUGGAGACAUCUGAGUCCACGGGCUUAGUCCUCGACUUACCCCUCGGGGCGGUAGACCAUGCUCUGGAUGCCAGAGCGAGGGCCACUAGGCCACUUCCAACUCCUAUCCCACAGCCAGAAGAUGAGAUUCAAUAUAAUCCAUCAUCUCCAUCUGGGUCUUGUGUUUCUGAGGAUUCAUACCUCAUUCAUCCCCCUCUUGAACAGGAGAUCCAGUUGUCAGAGGAGGAAGAGAUCCCUCAAGAGGUUCCCUCGUUCGCUGGCUUAUUUAACCCUGCUUUCUUUGUUUCCAUACUGCGCAAGGCCACAUCCAUGGCUCACCUGGGACAGGGUUCGUCAGCAGCAGAGGAUCCCGCUCCGCCAGAUGCGGAGGCGGCCCCAGUUUACGUAGAAACUGUUGCGACACAACACCGUAUCCCCUGUCCUUCCUUGUUCCUGAAUGCUAUCAAGAAGCAGUGGUCAUCUCCGGCUUCGCUUCCCUUACCAGGUACUAUGGACAAGAAACUCUAUAAUGUGGCCAAGGAGCUGGAGGAGGCUCUGGAGGUACCGCAGGUGGACGAACCAUUAGGACCCCUGGUAUCGGCUACUGCCAUAACCGGCGAAUUUUCAGAGGCCCUUAAGGCUGAGGAUCGCAAGUGCGAAUCCACUUAUAAGAGGACACACCAGGCGGCCGCCUGGGUGAUCAAGACCGCUACCUCUGCCUCUUUCUUCAGCAGGGCCGCCCUCACCUGGCUUCGGGAACUCCAAGCCCGGAUCCCAGUGGAGGAUGUCCGUACGCACCUGGAUCUCAGUAAGAUGGUGGCAGCUACCGAGUAUGUGUCGGACGCAUCCUUACAGGCCGCCAGGUUUUCUUCCAGAGCUAUGGCGUCCAACAUAACUGGGCGCCGCAUGCUCUGGCUGAAACAUUGGCAAGCUGACGCUAAGUCCAAAUGGAAAUUGGCAGCUGCUCCUUAUCAGGGUUCCAAGUUAUUUGGGGAUUCUCUGAAUCCCUAUUUAACGGAAAACAAGGAUAAACGCAAGGUCCUUAAAGACUUGCUAAAACGGCAAAAUAAAAGAUGGUCUCUUUUUAUACUGACAGGGUGGAAUCAGGUACGAUUUUCAAAGAUAGAAAAAUACAGAAAGUCAGAAAAGUCUGAUAGGCUCCUGGAGAAAAUGCACUACUUUGUCAUUUUCUUCUUCGUCCGAUUGGGCAAUUAUUCAGAAAAGGACAGCAUCAUCAGUGGGGUGCAGAUUAAUCACUUGCAAUUUUGGGCAUUCUAUAAUUAUGAUGCCCGGGGUCCAGAUGAGCUGUCACUACAAAUAGGAGACACUAUGCACAUACUGGAAACACAUGAAGGUUGGUACAGAGGUUAUACUUUGAGGAAAAAAUCAAAAAAAGGAAUCUUUCCUGCUUCCUAUAUACAACUUAAAGAAGCAAUAGUUGAAGGAAAAGGACAACAUGAAACUGUUAUACCAAGUGAACUACCACUUAUUCAGGAGGUUACCACUACACUACGGGAAUGGUCCAUAAUAUGGCGACAGCUUUAUAUUCAAGACAACAGAGAAAUGUUUCGUAAUGUAAGACAUAUGAUAUAUGAUCUUAUUGAAUGGCGAUCACAAAUACUGUCUGGAACACUUCCCCAAGAUGAGCUUAAAGAGCUAAAGAAGAAAGUUACAGCAAAGAUUGAUUAUGGAAACAGAAUUCUAGAUUUGGAUCUUGUUGUAAGGGAUGAAGAUGGUAACAUAUUAGAUCCAGAUCAAACCAGCACAAUUAGCCUAUUCAGAGCUCAUGAAACAACUUCCAAGCAAGUAGAAGAAAGACUGCUGGAAGAAAAAUCUCAAAAGCAGAAUCUUGACAUUAGUAGAGAAGCAAAAUUUGCUGCAACACCUUCAUUUGCAUUAUUUGUAAAUCUGAAAAAUGUUGUUUGCAAAAUUGGAGAAGAUGCUGAAGUCCUUAUGUCUUUGUAUGAUCCUUUGGAAUCCAAGUUUAUAAGUGAGAAUUAUCUGGUGAGAUGGUCAAGUUCUGGUCUACCUAAAGACAUAGAUAAAUUACAUAAUCUUCGAGCGGUCUUUACGGACCUUGGCAGCAGUAAAGACCGGAAGAGAGAGAAGAUCAGUUUUGUGUGUCAGAUUGUACGAGUUGGCAGAAUGGAACAAAGAGAGAACAACACAAGGAAACUAACUUCUGGGCUACGGCGACCUUUUGGUGUAGCAGUGAUGGAUAUAACUGACAUAAUUAAUGGGAAAGUAGAUGAUGAAGACAAGCAGCACUUCAUUCCAUUUCAACCGCUAGCAUUGGAUAACACCAUUCGACACAAGCAGUUGAACAUAUCAUCCCGUUUUUCACCCAGGGUGGCAGGGGAGAAUGAUUUCCUUCAGACUGUAAUAAACAAAGUGAUUGCUGCUAAAGAAGUUAAUCAUAAGGGUCAAGGUCUGUGGGUGACCCUGAAACUUCUUCCAGGAGACAUACAUCAGAUACGAAAAGAAUUUCCUCACUUAGUUGAUAGAACCACAGCUGUGGCACGGAAAAUGGGCUUUCCAGAAAUUAUUAUGCCUGGUGAUGUCCGUAAUGAUAUUUAUGUAACAUUAGUUCAAGGAGAUUUUGACAAAGGCAGCAAAACUACAGCAAAGAAUGUAGAAGUUACAGUGUCUGUUUAUGAUGAAGAUGGGAAAAAAUUAGAGAAUGUGAUAUUUCCUGGGGCCGGAGAUGAAGCUCUUUCAGAAUAUAAAUCUGUUAUAUAUUACCAAGUAAAGCAACCCCGUUGGUUUGAAACUAUAAAGGUUGCAAUCCCCAUUGAAGAUGUAAACCGCAGUCACCUAAGGUUUACGUUCCGGCACAGAUCAUCACAGGAUUCCAAAGAUAAAUCUGAGAAAAUAUUUGCUCUGGCAUUUGUUAAAUUAAUGCGAUAUGAUGGAACAACUCUACGAGAUGGAGAACAUGAUCUUAUAGUAUAUAAGGCAGAAGCAAAGAAGCUGGAAGAUUUUUCAACAUAUUUAAGCUUGCCCUCUACUAAACUGGAAUUGGAAGAAAAAGGUCACUCCAUGGCUGGCAAGGGCAUGCAAAAUCUUGGAAGCUGUACCAUCAGUAAAGACUCAUUCCAGAUCUCUACUCUUGUCUGUUCAACAAAACUAACCCAAAAUGUGGACUUACUGGGGCUUUUGAAGUGGCGAUCCAACACAAAUAUACUGCAACAGAAUUUAAGGCAACUGAUGAAAGUUGAUGGAGGUGAAGUUGUUAAAUUCCUUCAAGAUACAUUGGAUGCAUUGUUUAACAUUAUGAUGGAGAAUUCAGAAAGUGAGACAUUUGACACAUUGGUGUUCGAUGCUUUGGUUUUUAUCAUUGGACUAAUUGCUGACCGGAAGUUCCAGCAUUUCAAUCCUGUUUUAGAAACCUACAUUAAGAAACACUUCAGUGCUACUUUGGCUUACACAAAACUGACAAAAGUUUUAAGGACUUAUGUGGAUAAUGCUGGUGUCACUGAUCAACUGUUCAAGGCUAUGAGAUCUUUGGAAUAUAUCUUCAAAUUUAUUGUGCGAUCAAGAGUUUUGUUCAACCAAUUGUAUGAGAAUAAAGGGGAAGCUGACUUUAGGGAAUCUUUGCUUCAACUCUUUAAGUCUAUUAACGAAAUGAUGAAUAGUGCCUCUGACCAGACUGUUACAGUAAAGGGAGCUGCUCUUAAAUACUUACCAACUAUUGUGAAUGAUGUAAAGCUUGUUUUUGAUCCCAAAGAACUUAGCAAACUAUUUACAGAUUUUAUACUGAAUGUUCCAAUGGGUCGUCUUACAAUUCAGAAGCUGUACUGCUUGAUUGAAAUAGUUCACAGUGAUCUUUUCACACAACAUGACUGUAGGGAGAUUCUGAUGCCAAUGAUGACGGAUCAACUCAAGUAUCAUUUGGAAAGGCAAGAAGACCUGGAUGCCUGUUGCCGAUUGCUCAGUAAUAUUCUUGAAGUUCUUUAUAGGAAAGAUGUGGGACCAACACAACGACAUGUGCAAAUAAUUAUGGAAAAGCUAUUGAGGACAGUAAAUAGAACCGUCAUAUCAAUGGGGCGUGACUCAGAACUUAUAGUUUGUGAUGAAGUCAUCGCAUGAACUAGAGUCAUAAUAACCCAGCAAACAAACAGAAUCACCAUGUUUUAUAUAACUAUUUUUAAAUUUUAAAGGAAAAACAUGCUACCUGACUCAUCAUUUAAUGCAGUGUCAAUUGCAUCAUAUGCUGCUUUCAAUCAUUUGUUCAAAAACUACUUUCAAAUGAUGUGGCAAAAUUUCAUUAGUUUUAUUAGUUAUUAGUCCAAAUCAUCUGGGUAUGUUCUACUUCACUGGUGAUGUCACAUGCAGUGAUGUAAACUGUGUUUAAUGGAUUAGAUAUUAACCAACUGCACUCUUAACUGACUGAACAG